Lepisosteus oculatus (spotted gar) is the source of this 522-nucleotide messenger RNA. Lineage: Eukaryota; Metazoa; Chordata; Actinopteri; Semionotiformes; Lepisosteidae. The record is from RefSeq and is a predicted model, not a curated record.
CAUCUGUUUCUGUCUUCCCCCCGUAUUCCUCUCCACUCCCCUCCCUCUCCCAGGUACGGCUCUUACCUGGUGUGGCGAGACCUGGGCGGCUUCACUGAAGAUGCUCUGGUUCCGCUCGGCCUGUAUGGGGCACAGCUCGCAUUGAACUGGGCCUGGACGCCCAUCUUCUUCGGGGCACACAAACUGAAGCUGGCCCUGAUCGAGGUCGUGCUGCUGACGGGCACGGCAGGCGCCACCGCGCUGUCCUGGUACCCCGUCAACAAGACGGCAGCGUUGCUCAUGGUGCCCUACCUCAUGUGGCUCUGCCUGGCCACCGGCCUCACUUACUGCAUCUGGAGGGACAACCCCGACAAGCAGGACUGAAAAAGGGGUGUCCGAGCCCCUCCCUGCACAAUGGAGGAGGCUUCUGGGAAGUGCCUGCGUCACCUGUGCCAGGGCUGCACAGCGACAACAGAGGGUCGUCUUCUCCCUCUCUCAUUUUGUAUGUACUUUUGGAGUUAAUAAAAUAGUUUGAGAUUAAUG